GGCUGGCCUGGUGCUGGUGGCUGGCUGGUCUUCGACUGCUUUUCGCUCUUCGCUGGUUGUACGGAGUCGAUUUCGAGUUCAGUUCAGCCUCGUUGGCACGCGGGAAUCGGAAUAGAGGAUAGGGCAGAGGAUCAUGAGAGUGCGCCGUCAGUCGUGCCAGUACUGUCAGUGCAGCCAGUACAGCCACUGGGAAACGAAAUCGCUGUGAAACCCUGGAUACCAUCGUCGUGGCCGCGUCUGAACAUCCCCAAAAGUUCCAAGGUUGCCAAGGCUAACAAACUCUGACUCCAGAAACAAAAUCUUGGAACUAGACCCAGGAUUCGGGAGGAGCUUGUCUCCUAGGAGCCAAAACAGGUGGGCAAACUUCAAUCAUCAAUCUUGUAAACAUCAAAGAGAUGACAGGAAGUUAGGGGAUAGAAUAAAGUAGGAAGGUGGAAUAGUGGAACUGAAGAAGAGGAAGAAGAAACUGAUUAAGUAUUUUAAGAAAAGGGAUGAAGAAGUGUUCAGAAACUGAUGAAGUGACAAGAAGAAACUGAUGAAGUGAAAAGAAGAGACUGAUGAAGUGAAAAGAAGAAAUAGAUACAGUGAGAAGAAGAAACUGAUGAAGAAGACAAUUUAGAAAAGAAGAAGUGGAGAUUAAAAAAAGAAAAACUUGCCAAGAAGGAAAAUGGGCCCUGAUCGGUGGGACUAUUUAGGCCCUGCACAGGAGUCAUCCCUCUCUUCGAGGACGUGGGGCAGGACCCGCCACCGUUUCUCGUGAUACUUCAACUUCCAAAUUUUUCGGGAAAGUGCCCGAAGAAAUUUUGGAAACCACAUCGGACGACCUUGAAGUGGUCCCAGCUUUCCCUGCUCUUCAAAAAAGUUUUUUUUAAAGUACGCGAGUGCUGUUUUCAAAAAGAGGGCGAAAGUGAUGGGUGAAGAGUUUUCGGGAUGAAGAGCUUUUUGGGGUGAAGAGUUCUAUAGGGUGAAGAGCUUUUUGGAGGAGAAGAGUUUUUUAAGUUUAAGAUCUUUUUGGGAUGAAGAGCUUUUUGAGGUGAAGAGUUCUUUAGGGUGAAGAGCUUUUUGGGUGUAAAGAGUUUUUUGAGGUGAAGAUCUUUUCGGGAUGAAGAGUUUCUGGGAGUGAAGAGUGUGUAACGUGAAGAGUGUGUAUCGUGAAGAGUGAAGAGUGUGCCAUCGUCGGAUUUUUCCCCUCAAGGCAAGAAUGACGCGACUGCUGAGACAUCGACAUCCGGAACCGCUUUCUCGGUUUUGCGGGUCUCUCCUCAUCUUGCUCCUAUUUUUUGCUGAGGUUACUUAUUCUGCGGAUCUGGCUAUCGAAAUCCCGGGUAAUUUGAGCCAGGGCGGGUCAUGGUACAGAUUGGAUUAUAGCCCACCAGUUGGUUAUCCACGUCCUAAUACAACCAUUGCGGCCGUAGACAUUGGUGACGUCAUUCACUUCCGGGAUGGACUUCCGGGCACUAAAUAUGAUUUUUGGCUCUAUUACAGCAAUGGGACAUUCCAUGAUUGGCUCACAUGGACUGCUUCAAUCACUACUCCCCCCGAUCCUCCUUCAAAUUUGACGGUCGCCGUUCGAAACGGGAAAUCUGCAAUGGUCUACUGGGCUCCACCUAGUCAAGGAAAUUACUCUGGAUUUCGAUUGAGGGUGCAGAGCUUCAAUGAUGCUGCGAAUCCCUGGACCAGAAUUAUUCCCGCUGACGCUGUGCCCUACACCCUCAGGGACCUGACGCCCGGAGCGACAUAUUCCCUCCAACUAUUCACCGUCCUGGACUCAAAGGAGAGCGUCGCUUACACCAGCAGAAAUUUCACCACAAAGCCAAAUACCCCGGGCAAGUUCAUCGUAUGGUUUCGAAACGAGACCACUUUGUUGGUUCUUUGGCAACCGCCUUAUCCUGCAGGGAUUUACACACAUUAUAAGGUCAGCAUAGAUCCUCCAGAUGCGCUCGAAUCUGUCCUUUAUGUUGAAAAAGAAGGCGAACCACCUGGACCUGCUCAAGCGGCUUUCAAGGGCCUCGUUCCUGGGAGGGCCUACAAUAUCUCAGUGCAAACUGUCUCUGAAGAUGAAAAUUCUGCUCCAACAACUGCUCAGUACCGAACAGUUCCUUUCAGACCCUCAAACGUUACCUUUGACAAAUCCUCCAUCACUUCCACAUCCUUCCUAGUCUUCUGGAAUCCUCCCAACGGAACCUCAGAAUUCGACAAAUACCAAAUUUCCCUUGGGGGGAACAGAAGGUUCACACCAGUCACGAGAAACAAGGAUGAGGAAUGUCGAUGGGAGUUUAAAGAACUUGAGCCUGGAAAAACCUACCAGGUGGUUGUCAAGACUGUCUCAGGGAAAGUUACGAGUUGGCCAGCUAGUGGAGAUGUUGUCUUAAAACCAUUGCCAGUUCGAGACCUCAGGGCAGAAAUUGAUGAACGAACCUGGAUGGUUGAUGUUUCCUGGACUCCGGAAAAUUCGAGCACUCAGGAUACUUACAAACUUCAAUAUCAUGAAGUGGAGUCUACAAUUGGUGGAGACAGCAACAGUUUGACUACCGACAAAACUAGGGUGACGUUAGAUGCCUUAUUGCCUGGAAGGAACUACUCGAUAAUCGUUCAGGCGAUCAGCAAUAAGGUGGAAUCGAACGAAACGAUUUUGUACCAAGCGACGAAACCUGCGAGUCCUAUUAUCGAGGACCUGAAGUCAAUCGAAAAGGGGUUGAACAUCUCCUGGAAAAGCGAUGUAAAUUCGAGACAGGAGAAAUUCGAAGUGACGCACAACAGAAAUGACACCGGUGAAAGUGCGACAACUCUGACAACCGAGUCACACAUUGUCCUCGAGGACCUCUAUCCAGGUGCCGGAUAUGAGGUCAAGGUUUUUGCAAUCAGCCACGGCCUCAGGAGCGAACCGCAUGAUUAUUUUCAAGCAGUGCUUCCACAUCCACCGAGAAACCUAAGCGUGGAAAAGGUGACAACAAAUACGGUGCUGGUUCACUGGGAAGCUCCCACAGACUCAAUAUUUUCUGAGUAUGCAAUCAGAUAUCGAACAGAAGACGAUCCGCGAUGGGUGAAGCUCCCGAGCGUCAAAGAAACGGAAGCGGAAGUUGCUGACAUGACACCGGGGGAAAGAUACACAGUUCAAGUCAACACUGUCAGUUUUGGGGUUGAGAGUCUCUACCCUCUUCAAGUCAAUCACACAGUCCGUCCAAAUCCAGUAUUAAAUGUGACUCCCGUGAUUGAUUCGACGAAUGUGACUCUUGAGUGGCCUCGACCGGAAGGAAGAAUUGAAUUCUAUGCCCUUAAGUGGUGGCCACUUGAAAAUCCGAAAUAUAUCAGAUUCAAAAAUGCUUCUGAAAGCAGCGAAAUUGCAGCAGUUGGAUAUGAUGAGAAUAUUGUUCAUACCGAAAGAAUUCUUAUCAGCGAUUUGAUGCCUGGAGUUGAAUAUUCUUUUAGCAUCUACACCGUCUCUUAUGAUCUUGUCAGCGAUAUUAGCAACUUGACAACGAGAACUAUGCCGUUGAUCCAAUCCGAAGUCGUGGUGGUUGUGGAUCGUGAUUUGCCAGAUUCAUUGACUUUACGAUACACCCCAACACCCAUGUUAUCGUCUCGUUUCGAUCUCUAUCGAUUUCGAAUCAACGAUAAAAAUAAUACGACAAAGGAAAAAUUAGUUGGUGAUGUUGAUACGAAGGUGACUUUCUCUGAAUUGGUACCAGGUAGGCUCUACAAUGUCACGAUGUGGACUGUCAGCGACAAUGUUGAAAGUCGUCCUCUAUUUCGACAAGACAGACUUUAUCCAGAACCAGUUACGGCGAUUCAUUCAUUGGAGGUGAAUGAUACGAAAAUAACCCUGACCUGGGAUAUUCCUCGAGGCGAAUAUGAUGCCUUCGAGGUGCAGUAUAUCAAUACAGAGGGCAACUAUGUGCAAAAUAUCACAUUCGUGAAUGCCAUGACGAUUUCGGAUCUGAAGCCUUAUAGAAAUUACACAUUCACCCUUGUGGUCCGGUCGGGGACAGAAUCGAAUCAUCUGCGCAGCUCUAAUCCAAUCAGUGCAAGUUUCACCACCAGUGAAUCUUACCCUGGGAGGGUUGACAAAUUCAGCCCCACUGACAUUCAACCGAGUGACAUCAGUUUCGAAUGGUCGCUCCCUAGUCAAGAGCAAAAUGGCAUUAUCCGCAAAUUCACGAUCACCUAUGGCCUGGAAGGUUCAACACAUACACAAACGAAGGACUUCAGGCCAAGUGAAGUCAAAGGAAUUAUUAAUAACCUCACACCCGGAAAGACCUACGCUUUCAAAAUUCAGGCCGAGACGAAAAUCGGAUUGGGCCCGGAGGCUGUUUGGAAGCAAAAAAUGCCAAUUUUGGCCCCUCCAAAACCUGAAACUCAAUCAGUGCCGACCGAAGUUUGCAGAAGUAGUACAACAAUUCAAAUUCGAUUUAGAAAAAAAUACUUCAGUGAAAAAAAUGGAGCAAUAACUUCUUACACUAUUAUUGUUGCUGAAGAUGAUAGUAAAAACGCUUCCGGGUUGGAGAUGCCCAGCUGGCGGGAUGUUCAAGCUUAUAGUAUUUGGCCUCCUUAUCAGAUUCUCUCCACGUGUCGCACAGAUAAGGACAACACGGCGAUCAUUGUGGGCGUGACUGUGCCGAUUGUUUUGCUUCUUACGUUGCUGGGAAUCGGAUUAAUUAUUCGGAGGAGACGCAGCCAAGGAAGAAAAACGACAGAAACGCGAGUGACUGACGAUUUGUCAUUGCCCGACAGUGUCAUUGAAACGAGUCGACCGAUUCGGGUGGAGAACUUUGCAGAGCAUUAUCGAAUAAUGUCAGCGGAUUCAGACUUCCGGUUUUCGGAAGAAUUUGAAGAGCUCAAAUGCGUAGGAAGGGAUCAAGCCUGCAGUGCUGCAGAUUUGCCCUGCAAUCGACCAAAGAAUCGCUUUACAAAUAUUUUACCCUACGACCACAGCAGGUUUAAAUUGCAGCCUGUUGAUGAUGAGGAGGGAUCAGAUUACAUCAACGCUAAUUAUGUUCCUGGUCACAAUUCUCCGAGAGAGUUUAUAGUCACUCAGGGUCCUCUGCACUCGACAAGAGACGAUUUCUGGAGGAUGGUGUGGGAGAGCAACAGUCGAGCAAUUGUUAUGUUGACUCGCUGUAUCGAAAAAGGGAGGGAGAAAUGCGACCAUUAUUGGCCGGUUGACACACUUCCGGUCUAUUACGGAGACAUUUGUGUGACAAUUUUAAAUGAUUCUCAUUAUCCCGACUGGAGCAUCACUGAAUUUAUGCUCUGUAGGGGAGACUCAAAGAGAGUAAUCCAGCACUUCCAUUUCACGACGUGGCCAGAUUUUGGAGUACCUAGUCCACCUCAAACCCUGGCGAGGUUUGUCCGGGCCUUCCGGGAACGGGUCCGUCCCGAUCAGAGGCCAAUAGUCGUCCACUGUAGUGCCGGGGUUGGACGAAGUGGUACUUUUAUCACCCUGGAUAGGAUAUUACAACAAAUUUUAGUUUCGGAUUAUGUCGACAUUUUUGGCAUCGUCUGUGCCAUGAGAAAAGAGAGAGUUUGGAUGGUCCAAACUGAACAGCAAUAUAUUUGCAUUCAUCAGUGUCUUCUAGCUGUACUGGAGGGUCAGGACACCACUGGACCGCCUCGAGAAAUUCACGACAAUCAGGGUUUCGAGGAUGACGAGGGAAUUGCUGAGUCAGGGAUGUGAUCACCUGGAAACUGAAUUAAUUCAGCGAACAAAAAUUUAAUCUCGAUUUCAAACGAGAAAAUGGCAGCAGGAACGAAGGCUGAAAAGGUGGCACUGGCAGGAUUUGUAAAGGAAAAAAGAGGAAAUGUAAAAGAAGAAAGAAAAGAAAGGAAAGAUGAAAUUUGAAAGAUGAGAGAAGACAGAAGAAAUGAGAAGAUAAAGUUACAUACCGAAAGAAGAGGAAAGUUUUGGAAGAAGAUUAAAUGCUCCCGAGAAUAGGAAAACCUCUAAAGACAGAGAAA
Molecule: messenger RNA, 5955 nt
Organism: Belonocnema kinseyi
Lineage: Eukaryota; Metazoa; Arthropoda; Insecta; Hymenoptera; Cynipidae
Gene: Ptp10D
Product: tyrosine-protein phosphatase 10D-like
Exons: 18
Coding region: 1202-5674 (1490 amino acids)
Biological process (GO): protein dephosphorylation
Molecular function (GO): protein binding; protein tyrosine phosphatase activity
Source: RefSeq, a predicted model, not a curated record